AUGUGGAUGCAGGGAAAAAAGGAAGAAAGCAGGAUAAAUAAGGUCCACACUUGGAGAGCUGAAGGAUCUUGCUCAGCACAGCUGCUGCAGAGGAAAAUGAGCCCGAGUUACAUAUUGUCGGUGUUUGUGAAGGAGCUGCCCGGCUACAUUCUCUUUGCUGGGAUCUUUUUGCCCGUGACUUUACUCCUGCUGCUGCUAAUUGCUUACUUCAGGAUCAAACUAUUAGAAGUUGAUGGGGAACUGGCCAUGGCACAAGACCCCCAAAAGGUUCUCCUGAAUUACCAUGGCCAGUGGCAGAAACCAAGGAGAUCUGGACAAAAAGAGAAAAAAUGCAAGAACUGA
This is a messenger RNA of Nipponia nippon (crested ibis), 342 nucleotides long. It is a transcript of the gene SMLR1, whose product is annotated as small leucine rich protein 1. The record is from RefSeq and is a predicted model, not a curated record. Lineage: Eukaryota; Metazoa; Chordata; Aves; Pelecaniformes; Threskiornithidae.